Messenger RNA from Chrysemys picta bellii (western painted turtle), 1122 nucleotides. The record is from RefSeq and is a predicted model, not a curated record. NCBI's taxonomy places the organism in Eukaryota, Metazoa, Chordata, Testudines, Emydidae.
AUGGACAGGCUAGUGGAACGCUUUAACCGCAUGUUGAAGGAAAUGUUGCGGAAGUUCUCCCUGAAAGAGAUGCAUCAAGUCCCUGGAGAUGUUGAUAAAAUCAUUAUCAACAUCGCUAUCAUUGGGGAGGCAGGCUCUGGAAAAUUGUCCUUUGUCAACACCAUCCCGGGCCUGGGGGAUGACGAUGAAGGUUCUGCUGAGACAGGGGUGAAUGAAACGACAAUGGAGCCCACUGCUUACCCACAUCCUACAUACCCAAAUGUUACCAUCUGGGAUCUGCCAGGGAUCAGGACCCCAACAUUUAAAUCAGACACGUACCUCAAGCAGGUGGGGUUCAGCCGCUACGACUUUUUCAUCAUCAUCUCGUGCACCCGCUUCAAAUACCACGACAUUAGCCUCGCCCAGGAGAUCCAGAGACUGGGGAAGAAGUUUUACUUUGUGCACUCCAAGGUGGAUCAGGAUUUGACAAAUGAAAAACAAAACUAUAACGAGGCGGGAAUCCUAGAGAAGAGGAAAGCUUCCACGAAAAGAGCACAUCAGUACAGUGAGAGUGUGAUCCUCGAUGCCAUCAGAGAGAACUGCAUCAAAGGCCUGGAAGCAGGAGGAGUGGCCUCUCCACGGGUUUUUCUUGUAUCUAGAUGGGACUUGGGUAAGUACGAUUUUCCCAAUUUGCAGGAAGUACUAGUGGAUGAGCUCCCCAGUCACAAGAGACUCACUUUUCUACGAUCCCUGUCCAAUGUUUCUAAAGAAAUCCUGGAGAAGAAAAGAGAACUACUGCAAGCACAGAUAUGGUGGAAAAGUCUGGCGUCAUGUGGAAUUGCUGGUGUUCCAAUCCCAGGUCUCACCAUUGUUUGUGAUAUCGCCAUGCUGAUGAUGUCCCUGAAAGAGUACUGCACGGACUGUGGCUUCAAUAAAAAUGCUCUCACUGCAGUUGCUAGACAGUCUAAUAAGCCUAUUGCAGAGCUGAAGGCCCUUAUAAAGUCCCCACUGAGCAUUGGAAAUGGCUCCGUCCAUAACCACCUCCAGAACUCCUGCAGCGUCAGCAGCAACAUCAUCAAGGAACUUCUGCAGCAUGAGCUUUGUGAUAGGGAGAGAAACUGCUGCAGCUGCGACAGAACCUAA